Messenger RNA from Equus caballus (horse), 8619 nucleotides. Lineage: Eukaryota; Metazoa; Chordata; Mammalia; Perissodactyla; Equidae. The record is from RefSeq and is a predicted model, not a curated record.
CGCCGUCGGGCCCGCCCGUCAGAGCCUCCCAGGACCUAGUUUUUUGCUGUUAGUCGUGGCAGCUGGAGCUCUGUUGGUGCUGAAAGCCGGUAACGAGAAGUCCAAAAGGCGGGUCCUCGCAGAGGCUGCUUCCUCAAAAGGAUGGCGCGUUUCUCCGGCGACGACGAGGCGGUGCUGCAGGCGAUGCUGAGGCAGUUGUUCCAGAGCGUGAAGGAGAAAAUCAGGGGUGCGCCCUCCCUGGAGUGCGCCGAGGAGAUCCUCUUACAUCUGGAGGAAACUGAUGAAAAUUUUCACAACUACGAAUUUGUGAAAUACCUUAGACAGCAUAUAUGCGACACUUUGGGGUCUAUGAUUGAAGAAGAAAUGGAAAAGUGGACAUCUGAUCAGAGUCAGGGUGAGGAAUCUGGCUAUGACACAGUUGUACAGCAAGUCACUAAGAGAACUCAGGAGUCUAAAGAAUACAAAGAAAUGAUGCAUUCCCUGAAGAACAUCAUGAUGGUAGUGGUGGAGUCCAUGAUUAACAAGUUUGAAGAAGAUGAGAUACGAAGUCAAGAAAGGCAGAAAAAAAUGCAAAAGGAGAAAAACAAUAGUUACUGCACAGACAAUUGCUCUGAUAGCGAUGCGUCAUUCAAUCAGAGUUACAAAUUUUGUCAAGGAAAAUUACAAUUGAUUUUAGACCAGUUGGAUCCUGGGCAACCUAAAGAGGUGAGAUAUGAAGCCUUGCAAAUGUUAUGUUCAGCUCCGCCAUCUGAUGUACUGAACUGCGAAAAUUGGACCACUCUCUGUGAGAAACUGACAAUGUGUCUUUCAGAUCCUGAUCCUGUGUUUAAUGACCGGAUUUUAAAAUUCUAUGCACAGACAUUUACACUUUCACCAUUACAUAUGACGAAGGAAAUUUAUACGAGCUUGGCCAAAUAUUUGGAAUUAUACUUUCUUUCCAGAGAAAAUCAUAGUCCUACUCUUUCAACUGGUGUUGAUAUAACUAAUCCUAAUGUUAUCCGCUUGCUUAAAAAGGUUCGUCUUCUAAAUGAAUAUCAGAAGGAGGCUCCAUCUUUCUGGAUUCGUCACCCAGAGAAGUAUAUGGAAGAAAUUGUGGAAAGUACUUUGUCCUUAUUAUCAGUUAAACAUGAUCAAAGCCAUCUUGUCUUACAAAAGAUUUUGGAUCCAAUCUACUUUCUUGCAUUGGUUGAUACCAAGGCUGUGUGGUUCAAAAAGUGGAUGCAUGCAUAUUAUAGCAGAACUGUGGUACUAAGACUUCUUGAAAAGAAAUAUAAGUCUCUGGUAACUGCGGCAGUCCAGCAAUGUGUUCAGUAUUUUGAGUUGUGUGAGACCAUGAAAGUUGAUGAGUUUUUGGGACAUUCAAAGCAUUGUGGAAACAAACAGAAAACUUUCUACUACUCAGGACAAGAAUUACAAUAUAUUUAUUUCAUUCACUCGCUGUGCCUUUUAGGAAGAUUAUUGAUCUACACACAAGGCAGAAAGCUAUUUCCUAUAAAGCUGAAGAAUAGAAAAGAUUCAAUAUCCGUUACAGAUCUUCUGGUUCUGUUUACCCAACUUAUCUAUUACUCACCGACUUCUCCAAAGAUGACAGCAGCACAUUUAGAGAAUUACUCUCCUGCAUCUGUGGUUACUGAAAUUCUGCGGAUACUCUGUGAUCAAAAAGAAUGUGCUAUUGAAUGCUUAUAUAGCAGCAGUGUGAUUGAGGCACUUCUUCAACCUAUUUAUGCUUUAAUGAAACGAACUAAGGCUGUUCCAAAUUGCUCUGAAACAGCAUUAAUUCACAUAGCUGAUAUUUUGGCAAGAAUUGCGUCUGUAGAAGAAGGACUUAUCUUACUUCUUUAUGGAGAAAAUAUGAACUCUUCUGAAGAAAAAAGUCCUACAGGUGCUCAUAUAAUUGCCCAGUUUUCGAAAAAACUUCUAGAUGAAGAUAUUUGUAUUUUUUCUGGAUCGGAAAUGUUGCCUGUGGUUAAAGGAGCUUUCAUUUCCGUGUGUCGUCACAUAUAUAGUACGUGUGAAGGCUUGCAGGUGUCACUUCCUUAUAAUUUGCAUGAAUCUAUAGCAAAGGCAUGGAAGAAGACAAGUUUGCUAUCAGAAAGAAUUCCUACUCCAGUGGUGGGUUCAGAUUCUAUUUCUUCGAUAAACCUGGAAUCCCCAAACAUUAUGGCUUGGGAAGAGAAUUUGUUAGAUGACUUACUAAAUUUUGCUGCCACCCCCAAGGGACUACUACUUCUUCAAAAGACGGGAGCCAUCAAUGAAUGUGUGACAUUUAUGUUCAACCAAUAUGCAAAAAAAUUACAGAUCAGCAGACACCAAAAGUUUGGCUAUGGAGUUUUGGUUACACAAGUGGCAUCAACAGCAGCUGGUGCAGUAGCACUACAAAAUUCAGGGUUUAUUAAUGCACUUAUAACUGAAUUAUGGGCCAAUCUGGAAUGUGGAAGAGAUGAUGUUAGAGUAACUCAUCCCAGAUCUACACCAGUGGAUCCUAUUGACCGAAGCUGUCAAAAGUCUUUUCUAGCACUGGUGAACUUGUUAUCUUAUCCUGCUGUUUAUGAGCUGGUAGGCAAUCAAGAUCUUCCUAAUAAAGCAGAAUAUUCUCUUCGUGAAGUCCCAACGUGUGUUAUUGAUAUUAUUGAUAGACUUAUAAUUCUGAAUUCUGAAGCUAAGAUUCGUUCUUUAUUCGACUAUGAACAAUCACACAUGUUUGGACUGAGGUUAUUAAGCGUGGUAUGCUGUGAUCUGGACACUCUGCUCCUAUUAGAGGCUCAGUAUCAAGUAUCGGAAAUGCUACUAAAUGCUCAAGAAGAAAAUAUCUUAGAGACCUCUGAGAGCCAGAGAGAUUUUAUAAUUGACGGUUUAUCGGUAGAAAGAAAUCAUGUUCUUGUUAGAAUAAAUCUUACUGGUGGGCCAAUGGAACGGAUUUUGCCACCAAGGAUUCUGGAGAAGGGUGAUGAUCCAUAUCCUUGGCCAAUGUUUUCAUCAUAUCCUUUGCCAAACUGCUAUCUGUCGGAAGUUACAAGAAAUGCUGAUGUAAGACAAGAAUGGCAGAAAAUGGGAGAGGAACUCAGGAGCACGUCUGGCUUUCCAUUGUACCUAAGAGAGUACAGUGAUGAUGUUUCUCUGAACUCAGUGAGAAAAAUGGAGCCAAAUGCAUUUCUAACAGACAGUGAUCUUGGCAAACUUUUAUUACAUUUGAAAAUGUCUGAUAAGCAAACUGAGUGGAUAGAAAACUGCCGAAGACAAUUUUGCAAGCUGAUGAAGGCCAAACCCGAUCUAAUCAGCGGAGGUGCUUUAGUAGAGUUACUUGAAAAAUUUGUGCUUCAUCUCUCUGAAAGUCCAUCUGAAUGCUACUUCCCCUCGGUGGAAUAUACAGGCGUUAGAGGAAACCAGUUAAGAUUUCUGAGCAGAAGCUUCACUCCAUUUAUCUGUCUUAGGAAGAUUAUUUUAGUACCUGUGUAAAGGAUCAAGUAAGAACUGCUCAAGGAGAACUGAAAUUUGUCAGAAGUGAGUCUCCUGUACUCUGGGGUCGGUGAAUGAAGAGAUGGUGAAGACAGCAGGGAGGUGGCACAGGCUCAUGAUAACAGAUUAUCGUGAUAAUAGAGCCCCUCUUCCUCAUAAGGAUGAUGUAACUUCUCUGUUUGUGGAAGAAACCAUCAUCCAAAUAUGUUAUCAAGUUAGACACCACAUGUCGUACCUCCAUAAAAGGAAAAAUUUUAAAAAAGUGCUUCUGGUCUGCCAGCCUAUCUUUCUAGCCCCAUUACCCACCAGUGCGUAAACACAUCCUGUGUGUUCACCUCACUAGCUCCUCGCUCCUGCUUUUCCUUCUGGAUAAAAUUUUCCCUCCCUGUGACACCCAUAGGAUAAUGUCCAACUCAACUGUAAAGUUGCAGCUGGAAUGUCACCUACCCUCUUACUCCUGAGCAGAAUUUCCUCCUCUGUGCUCCUAUUCAUUCACUUUAAACUAACAUUUUGAUAUUUAUUAUAUUGUAUAUGGCUAGUUUAAAUUAUUCCAUUAGAUCUCAAACUCCUUUGUAUCUUUAAUAUAGCAUUUGAUAUAUUUUUAUUGAAUUAAAUAUACUGUUAUGGAAGCAUCUAUAUUCAUGUAAAUACAUUUGUACAAUUCUAAAUAUACUGGCAUUUACAAAUAUACAUAUGAACAUAUACCUAAUUACACGUAGUGCCAUCUAAUGCAGAUUUGGAAAAGGGAUGAAAGGGAACAUAAGAAAAUGAAACAAAUGAGAGGAAAAUACAAGGUAGCAUUUAACAGGAAUUUGGGUAAAGGGCGUUGAUACCUAUUGAGCAUUUGUGAGUUAGUGUCUGAGGCACUCAAUGUGCAUUAUGUCAUUCAACCUUACAGCUGCUCUCUGAAGUGGGUAUAAUUAUCACAUUUAAAAUUAGGAAACUGAAAUACGGAGGAAAGAAAACAGAAAUUGUGAAGAGAAUUUUGAAGAAAAGCGUUUGUGAAGGAAAUUACAACUUUAUGAAUGAACCUAAAAAUAUAUGUGAAAAACAUGCACGGAUUAAUUAUCAAAUCUGUGAGUAAGAGAGAAAAUAAGUAAGAAGUGGUCAUCGUGGAGAUUAGCAUGGCCAGAGUGGCUUUCUCUCCAGUCUUCAGUAUAAUCUCCAGUAUCUAAGCUUUCCUUGGCAUGUUGUUCUAUUGGUUCAAAUUUUCUGUAGAUAAUCUAAAAUAAACACUAUAUUCUAUAUUAUCUAAAUGUUCAGCAAGACUGCUCAGUGUGCACACAUUUUACCGUCCUCUGUUAUAUUUCUAAAUUACGCUGAGGGAGAUCUCAUGUUAGCUUUGUUGAAUAUAUCAUCCAGGCAGAUAAACUCUGAAUGUGAAUUUGAAUUCUUUAAAGACUCCAGCUGAACAACUAUCCACUGGAGUUUUGGGGUACAGCCAAAAAUAAAGUGGCUUCCUGUUGAUUGACUGCUUACUAUUUAUUAUUAUGAUAUGGUAAGCUUGUUGCUAGUAUUGUUUUCUUUCCAUAGCUUUAGAUAUCCCCAUCCUUUAUCAUUUAUUUUUUGGCUGGUGGAACAAUGGUUUGCUAUUAUAAAAUUUUACUCUAUUUACUUUAAAUAAAGAAACACCAUGUUUUGAUAUAAAAGAUGUUUCAAAGCAAACGGUGAAUAGAUAUAUUCAAUGUUUUUCUGUGUUUCCUGGAAUGAGAAAUUGAUUGUCUUUUUAAAAAUGACAGCUCGCUAAACCCUAAGGUAGCUGAAAUUAGAAGAACACAAUCAUCCAUCUGUUGUUAGCUCCCUCAGGAUUUCAGUCCAUUAUAAAAUUUGCAAAUCUGGAAAAAUCAAAUUAGUUUGGCUGUUUAUCCCCUUAAAGAAAGGAGGAAUGAACAAAGUUCUGCACAUUUGCAGUUUGUAAAUCCAUACAGAUAUCUUUCCAAAUCUUAACAGACAUUAAUUCUUUGUCCGCUCAAUUCCCUGGAACGUGUUGGGGAUUUUUUCCUACUGGAAUUGCUUCUUUGAAAUGAUAAAUUAAGUAGUACUUUCAAGUUAUCAGAUAUUUUAAUUUUAUUCCUUUUCUCUUUAUGUUGUUCACUAAACAGUUAGAAAAAAUAUCAUAAAAUCUUGUAUUGUUUCACCUUUUGACUAUUAAAAUAUUUUUACACCUGUUAUAUACAGUUAAACAUCUUUUAUACUUUCUUUGACUAUUCAGCAAAUAUACUCUUUUCCAUCUUAUAUUUAUGGAGCAUGUUUGUGAGUAUGCUUGAUAAUUGCAAGGAGGUAUAUAAUAUGAAUGACCCUGUCCUCCAGGAGGGGAAAUAAGGCAUACGCCUAAAAUGAUGACUGAGGUAAAUUGCAGCAUAUAGUAAGAUAGAAAAUAAGGACAUGAAGGAAAACUGACAUUUUUCAGCUGGCUACUUCGUUUCAGGCAAUGUGCUUGGGGCUUUAUGCUAUUUGAAUUGGGUUAUUGUCAAAGGAGGGGUUUUGUUGUAAGUGCCACAGGUAUUCAGUGGAAAGAGUGAUCCAUGUUGACAGGUGCCAUGUUGGAAGAUAAGAGGAGGAAACCAUGGUAGACCAGAAGGAGUGGCAGUAGCACUGCCUCCUGGGCUGUUACAACUGAAAGAAAGAGGAGAGGGCGUAAUCACAUAAUCAAAGGCAUGAAGAGAGAAAUGCUUUUUCCAAAAUAAGGCUGACUGUACCAAUUAGGAGACUGAGACUCUCAUAGUAGCUGGGUCACAAGGAAUUGAAUUUUAUGUCAGGAAGAAUUAAAUAAAAUGGGUAGAUACAAUCACAUGUCAAAAAGAAGGAACAGAACCUGCAGACUGGCUUUGGGGAAGGAAGGAAGGAGGUGGGAGGAAGUAUACUGACCAGUUGAUCUCUUUGGGUGGUAACAAUUCUCUGACUUGGAAGCAGAUCCAGCGGGGCUUCAGGAGAGUCAGUGAACAGCCAAUCAGUAACUGCUUCUCCCACCACGGAUUUGUGCUCCAGUGGAGAAAUUCUUUACUCUUCUGAAAAUUUAUUUUUUUCUACAUCAUUAGCCAAGUGUCAUGCAGAAUAGAUUUAAUUUUUCUACCGCUGCUUUGUGCUAGCUUUGCAAACCAAAGAGAGAACAGAAUGCAUUACCAGAGUGAGUGGUUUCAGUAAUAAGUAAGUUUUUUCAACUCAUUUCGUUCUAAGACUAUUAUAUUUAUAAUUAAAAUGAUUGGUUAUUUCAAAUAGUUAAUUUCAUAUUAAUGCUGGGAUUGCAUUAGGCGUUGUUAAGUAAGUAGGUUAAGUAUGAUGCUACAGGUGUCCUUUGGUUGACAACUGUCCUUUGGAUGUCAACCAAAAUAAGUUUCAACAACUUAUUUCGUUAUGUUUUUCCUAGUAACUCCAGGGAGUGGGAGUUAUAUCAUCUAUUUGUCAUUUGAUUUCAGUAUACAGAAAAUAUUUUUAAGUCCAUAUCUAUUUCUAUCUCCACUUUGCUUUGUUUGAUAUGUAAAGCACAGUUUUUGGUUGUUCAUUGGAUGUGUGUUCAUUCAUUUAUUCAUUCAUCUACUCAUUUAUUCACUCAGUGUUUAUUAAGCACCUAUUGUGUGUCUUGCACACUGUUGUACCCACUUCAGUGAGUUACUGGUUACCAGUGAUCCAUCAGAGUCCCCUGAAGACAUCCAUUUUUAUCAUUGAAUAUUACGUAGUCUGACUAUUUUGCCCCAUCAAUUUUGUUUAAUUUCUGAAGAUUUUAAUUCCUGCUUCAUAAAUUAUGUUUAGUUUGGGUUGUGUGUAACAAAAGAUUAUGUCACUGAACUUUUGUAGUCCAAGAUCCAUUUCUACUUGUCAGGUUGUCAUAUUCUAUAUCAAACACAAGUUUAAAACAGAAGCAUCUCCUUUGGUAUAUAUCCGUAAAUCAUUUUCUGACAUCUAUCCCUAAAUCAUUUUCUGACAUCUUCAUUCCUCCUUUUUAUAUCUUAUACUUUUUUUUUCCAAUGGGAUUUUAUUUACCCUAAAGUUAUCUAUGUCUAUUUCAUAUUAGUAGUUUUCUGUGUGUGUGUGUGUGUGAGGAAGAUUAGCCCUGAGCUAACAUCUGUCACCAAUCUUCCUGUUUUGUGUGGGAUACCACCACAGUGUGGCUUGACAAGUGGUGCUAGGUCUGCGCCUGGGAUCCAAACCUGAGAACCCUGGACCACCCGAAGCAAAACACUGUGAGCUUAAUCACUACGCCACCAGCUGGCCCCUAGUGAUUUUUUUUUUGAGUGGAUAUUUGUUUUUGGUAUGCUUAAUAUCUCCAUAUAUCCUCAUUUAAAAGCCUUUAUGAAGAUUUAACUAGUACAUUCUUUAAAGUGAAAUUUGUGUAGUAGAGUAUCAUUGUCCAAUUUAACUAUAUAUAAACUUUUAUUCCUUUAAGUUUGAUCUCAACUUCAGUGCACAAGAAAUAAGGUGGAAAGUUCUUUAAAAAUACAAAUGACUGGACAUUCACCCUCAGCAAUCUGAUUCACUUGUCUGGAGUAGAGUCUGUUUAUCUUUACUUUUAAACAGCUCCUCAGAGGAUUUUGAUGUACAUCCAUAAUUGGGAACCAUUGUUUGUUGAAAUCUGCAGAGUUAAGUUUUUACUCUGAAGAUACAGAAUUAUAAGCUUUUAGAGAGGGAAUAAAUCUGCAAAAUUAUUUGUACAACUCCAGAAAAGUUAAAGCACUCUUCUCAGGCCUGAUAGCCAGACCACUCUGGAAGGACUCUUUCCUUCCACAUGGAAUAACUAAGAACCUAGACCUCAUAUGGCAUUCAGUAUCAUAGUCCCUUUGGGCAACUUCUCUCACCUUGAUCCUUAACUUUUAUUCCAUCCUUCAUGAUAUGAAGGUCAGCAUCUUCUGGUAGAAGCCACCCUGAUCUGUAGAACACAUGACAUCGGGAAUACCCAUUCUUAGCACCCUUAGCCCACUGCACACUCCUCCUCUACUGUUAAGAUAUCUAUGUAUAUUAUACUUUCCAGGAGGGAAACGUAGUAUUACUACAAGCAUACAGAUCUAUAUAUUAAUGAAGAUAAAUAUUUCUCAUGUUUAAUAACGCAAUUUGAUAUGUACUAGAAUUUUAAGUAUUAUCAUCUAAUCUAACUUAAAAUUGUUCUGGCAAGGGCUGACCCCAUGGCUGAGUAGUUAAGUUCACGUGCUCCACUUUGGCGGCCCAGGG